CAAAAUAAAACUUGAAUUAUACAAUACAAUACAUAAAUAGACACUUGAGAAACUUUUAAUAAAUCGAACAUGGCAAAAAGGGAUAAUGAAGCACAGCCCGUGCUUGAGGAUGAAACAGAACCGGAGGAGGAAAACAAGGCGAAGCGUAUUUGUAAAUUAGUAUGUCUUAUAGUUUUCCAUAUCGUCUUCAUAGCUUAUUUCAUUUGGUGUACAGUGGUUUAUAUUCGCUAUGACAGGAAAGAACAUUGCCAUUUUAAUACGACAAAGGACGAUAGCAAUAGUACGCAAGAAGUGGAAUAUACGCCGCCGAUACUCUGUCUCUUUAACUGGUGUAUGGGCUAUGGGUUUUUGGUUGUCUUAUUUGUUUUAUUCUACAUUGCAUAUUUCUACUAUAAGGUGUUCAAGCCCUAUGUCGGACAGAAGGUGUACGAUAAUUCUAUAGAGCCAGCCAUUGAUAAAUGGAUGGAAUUCAGUCGCACACGCAUUAUGUCCAUUGUAAUGAUAUUAUUCGUCAUUGUGGUGAUGGGCGCCAUUAUAUUGUUCGAGUCCCGACAUGAACUGCUUAAGGUCCGAGGCGUGGCAGCGCCCAUCUUCUUCAUUUUCGUUGGCUUUGUGUUCUCAAAGCACCGUAGGGCCAUUCCCUGGCGCAUUGUGGUCCACGGCCUAUUUUUACAGUUCAUGCUGGGCAUUGUGGUAAUACGCUGGGAUAGGGGUCGAGAGGUGUUCGCCUGUGCUGGCGAUAAGGCGGCUAUAUUUUUCAGUUAUGCCCGGGAGGGAGCUCUCUUCGUUUAUGGCGAAACGAUAGUGAAUGACUUUGUAUUCGCAUUUGCGAUAUUGGCCGGCAUUUUCUUCUUCAGCGUGAUAACCUCAUGCCUCUUCUACUUGGGCGUUAUUCAGUUCUUUCUGGGCGUAUUCGGCUGGCUGCUUCAGGCAAUGAUCGGAACUACUGUCUGUGAGAGCGUGAAUGCGGCGGCAAAUAUCUUUCUGAGCAUGUCCGAAAGUCCCCUGCUGAUCCGGCCGUAUAUUUCACGGCUAACAAGAAGUGAACUUCAUACGAUAUGUGUCUCUGGAUAUGCCACCGUGGCUGGCACAGUGCUGGGCGCCUAUAUAUCUUUUGGAGCCUCGGCAGCUCAUUUGAUAACCGCAAGUGUGAUGGGCGCACCCGGCUCUCUAGCUUUUGGUAAAUUGUUUUAUCCCGAGACAGAGGAGUCUCAAACCAAGGCGGACAACAUAGAGCUGGAAGCAUCGGAAGAUGAAACUCUGCUGGAUGCUGCGGCAAGUGGCGCUGCCAAUGCCAUGAUGAUCGUGUUGGGUAUAGUUUCCAAUAUUAUCGCAUUCAUUUCCAUGAUUGCAUUCUUCAAUGCCGUUGUGGAAUGGUCUUUCGAAUUGGCUGGCGUCGAUGAGGUGACCUUCAUAGGACUGUUGUCCAAGGCGUUCAUGCCAUUGGUAUUCCUAAUGGGCGUACCAUGGUACGAUUGCCAAAAAAUUGGCCUAGUUGUGGCUGAGAAAACCCUCAUUAAUGAAUUCGUUGGCUACAUGGAUUUGGGCAAAAUGAUAAUGGGCGGAGAGAUCGAUGCUCGCAGCGCAGCCAUUGCCACCUUUGCGCUUUGUGGCUUCGCCAAUCCUGGCUCCCUGGGCAUUCUGAUUGCUGCCCUGAGCGUCAUGGCUCCUACCCGCCGCGCGGAGAUAACCGAAGUAGCAUUUCUCGCCUUCUUCGCUGGCAGCAUUGUUAGCUUCACCUCGGCUAGCUGGGCUGGAAUCUUUGUGCAAGAAACCGAAGUAAACAGCAUUUCUGAGAAACUAAUAGAUUUAUAUCUUAAGAAUUCCAAAUAAGGAUGAUGUUGCUACUCACAAUGAAAGGAAAUAUAUGUAAAGUGUUUAAGAAAAUGCAGAAAAGUAAACGAUGUUGAUUGCACAAAUUUCUGCCUUAAAAGGUUCCGGAAAAUUUGUAUAUCAAAAGAAUUAUUAAAGUAUCCAAAAUCAGAGAGCAUGGCUUACUGCCACGGGUUUGCCAGAAAAAAAAAAGAA
Scaptodrosophila lebanonensis is the source of this 2028-nucleotide messenger RNA. Its product is annotated as sodium/nucleoside cotransporter 1-like. Gene Ontology annotation, molecular function: nucleoside:sodium symporter activity. The record is from RefSeq and is a predicted model, not a curated record. NCBI's taxonomy places the organism in Eukaryota, Metazoa, Arthropoda, Insecta, Diptera, Drosophilidae. Gene Ontology annotation, biological process: nucleoside transmembrane transport. Gene Ontology annotation, cellular component: membrane. Bases 70 to 1833 code for a protein of 587 amino acids. The transcript is spliced from 7 exons.